Messenger RNA from Dama dama (fallow deer), 5494 nucleotides. RefSeq names its product estrogen-induced osteoclastogenesis regulator 1 (gene EEIG1). The transcript has 11 exons. The record is from RefSeq and is a predicted model, not a curated record. NCBI's taxonomy places the organism in Eukaryota, Metazoa, Chordata, Mammalia, Artiodactyla, Cervidae. Bases 4 to 1161 code for a protein of 385 amino acids.
CUCAUGGCUUUCUUGAUGAAAAAGAAGAAAUUUAAAUUCCAAACCACUUUCACCCUGGAGGAGCUGACUGCAGUCCCCUUCGUGAAUGGGGUUCUCUUCUGCAAGGUCCGGCUGCUGGAUGGCGGGGACUUUGUCAGCUUGUCGUCAAGGGAGGAGGUGCAGGAGAACUGCGUGCGGUGGCGGAAGAGAUUCACCUUCGUGUGUAAGAUGAGCGCCAACCCGGCCACCGGCCUGCUCGACCCCUGCAUCUUCCGAGUGUCAGUGCGCAAGGAGCUGAAAGGCGGGAAGGCUUAUUCCAAGCUGGGCUUCACCGACCUGAACCUGGCGGAGUUUGCAGGGUCGGGCUCCACGGUGCGCUGCUGCCUGCUGGAGGGCUACGACACGAAGAACACCAGACAGGACAACUCCAUCCUCAAGGUCACUAUUGGAAUGUUCCUGCUCUCAGGAGACCCCUGCUUCAAGACGCCGCCGUCCACUGCCAAGUCCAUCUCCAUUCCAGGCCAGGAUUCCUCCCUGCAGCUGACGUGUAAGGGUGGCGGGACCAGCCGUGGCGGCAGCAGCAGCAACUCCCUGACCGGGUCCCGGCCCCCCAAGGCCCGGCCCACCAUCCUCAGCUCAGGGGUUCCGGAGGAGCCAGACCAGAACCUGUCCAGCCCCGAGGAGGUAUUCCAUUCCGGCCACUCCCGCAACUCCAGUUACGCCAGCCAGCAGUCCAAGAUCUCGGCAGGCUACAGCACAGAGCACUCGCGCUCCUCGAGCCUCUCGGAUCUGACGCACCGCCGGAACACGUCCACCAGCAGCAGCGCCUCGGGCGGCCUCAGCAUGGCCGUGGAGGGGCCCGAAGGCAGCGAGCGCGAGCACCGGCCCCCCGAGAAGCCGCCGCGGCCGCCCCGGCCCCCGCAUCUGUCGGAGCGCUCGUUCCGGAGGAAGAAGGACUCGGUGGAGAGCCACCCAACCUGGGUGGAUGACACGCGCAUUGACGCUGAUGACAUCGUAGAGAAGAUCAUGCAGAGCCAGGACUUCACGGAAGGGAGCAAUACUGAGGACAGCAACCUCCGGCUGUUCGUGAGCCGCGAUGGCACCACCACCCUGAGUGGUAUCCAGCUGGCCAACAGGGUCUCCUCUGGGGUCUAUGAGCCAGUCGUGAUUGAAAGCCAUUGAGGAGCAGGUGCCCCAGCUGGAGAAGGGCCCUGCCUUUACGGGCGUCCAGACCCGCAUCAUUCCACAGGGGACCUUCGCCUUCGGAUCACCAUCCAUGCUGCCUCUCAUCUGUGCCUCCUCCAUGCACUCCAGCCCCAAAGCAUCAUUCCACUGACCUCCCAUCUAUGCUGGGAUGCUCAUGGCCCGCCAGGGCCCCGGGCACCACUGUGAAUAUUCUCCUCUGAACCACUAGAGGGCAGGACACAUGGGCCCAUGAAGCAGGUGGGCAGAGACCCAUGGCGGGCACCGCCCCUCUGAGACCCACUUGGGCCCUCGGUGAGGACAUUCAGCAGUUCCUGCACAUGCAGGGAGGCUGGUGGCCGCGGGCCUUCUGUCCUGUGUCCCUGUUCACUCCAGGAGCGCUGGCUCAGCCCUGGCAGGGCCUCACUCCAUUGCCCCCUUGUCCUUGGAGGGGCAGUCCACCCCCCGGAAUCCUGCCACCGUGGCCCUCUGACUGCUUAGUGCUUCAGCCGUCCCUCUCCUGCGUCCCGGGGGACCUGCUGGCGGCCUCCUCCGGGAAACCAAGACCUCAAACCUCACCUGUGCUCCGGAUUGAGACCCCACCUCCCCUGCAGCGAAUGUUCUCCUGCUGCCCGGCAGCCUGCACUUUGCACACGCUUGUCUCCAGCACAGCGCCCUGGCCCUCGCCUGCCCAUCCACUGAGCCCUUCCCAAGGAUCCCUGGGCACUGCCUGCUGUGCGGUCAGCAGCCCAGCCCUCGCAGCCCGGCUGGAACGUGGCACUGCCCCUGCCCCUCCCUGCCCUCUCCGGUUGGCUCCAGCUCAGGCCUGAGCCCUCUGCUGAGAAAGGUCUGAGCCUGAGCAGUGGUUCCCCUCUGCCUAGGGCUGGGUCCUGGGCAGCUAGCUUCUGUUAAUGAAGCCAGGAAAGGUGCCUCCCAAGGCCCUGGAGGUCAGCAGCCCGGCUGGGCUGGGUUUGCCAAGCCAAGCACCCUUUCUCUCCCCUCAGGCUCAGCUGGCCCAGGCCGGGGCCGACGCGGAGAAGCAGAUGGGCUGUAGCUGGACUGGCCCGGAGCUGGCUUCCUGGCCAGAAAAGCCUCAGCCAACCUCUGAAAACAUGCCCUCUCUGGGCAAAGGAGAGGGCGGGGUGGGGGGGGUCCAUUAAGGGGGUUUUCCCAGCGGGGAGCAGUCUGGCCCUGCCCCCGCCCCUACCCCUCGCUAUACCCUCUGCUCUCAGCACUUUCCCCUGGCCUUGUCCUCGUUACUUGCUUGAAGGUGGGUUCUGGCUGCCCGCCAGUCCCUGGACAGACUCCCCCGACACUCUAAAUUUCACUCAUUUUGUAUAAACCCAGCAGGCUGGUGUUUGCAUAGCCCCAUACCUUUUUCCUUUUCUUUCCUGAUUGUUUUUUUUUUUCUUUUCUUUUUCUUUCCUUCCUUUCAUUUUCUUUUUUUAAGAGUUCACAGUUUGGUAUUUCCUCCUCCCCCAGGCGAGGGGAGGUGCUUCUGUUCUCCCCCUACCCGCUGGCUGGGUCCCAGCAGGGCUGGGGAUCUGGGGUGGGGGUGGGGGGGUGCCCUUCCCAGGCUGGGAGGGGUCCUUGCCAUCUGCCCCACUGGCAAGAAUUGGACUUGGUCUUGGAACCUCCUGGCAUUGGGACCAGAGCAUUUCUAGGAUUUCUGUUGUUUUUAACGCCCUAACCCUUUUAGAAAAUGAAUGUUGAGAAGGUGCCUGCCGAGGCAGGAUGGAGCGUUUGCUCUGGCUGGGGAAGGCUCUGGUCAGCUCUGCAGGUCCCUUCCUGCUCCACAGACACCUGGCACUUUAAAAGGGAGCUGGCUGCACUGUCUGCAGUUGAAGUGACCCCCAGAAGAUGGGGGAACGCUGUCCUUCCCUUCUGUAUCUGCACGACCUCAGCCCAGUGAGGCGAUGUAUUCAGGGUGUCUUUAGGGUCUGAGUCAACAUUCUGGGGGCUUCAGGCAUAAGAUAGCUGGUUUUGGUGCUGUUGGGGAGAAUUUCCCAUACCAGGAACCCCAGCCCCACCCUAGGCGAGCUCUGAAUUUGACAGUCACCCCAGAAGGAGACAGAGCCUGCCACACCCUCCCAUGCCAGGCCCUGGGCCAGGGUAACUGGACUGACAGAAUUCAGCCACAACCAAAUCGAUGCUGGCUGGAGCCGGAGGCCUGGAGCCCCGGAGCCCCAGCCUCAUCCCCACGUGGGAGCCCUUUCUUCGACCUUCUGGUCCCCUCAAGCUCAGUGAAUUCCCAUUAGGUGCCCACAGCUCUGGACUAAAAAUCCUAUAUUUAGAAAGAGAUAGAAUAUAUUAGAGAUAUUUUUGGAAAGGAAUUGGUCUAUGCAAUGCCAGUUUGGAAUCUUCUUGAAAGACAGUUUAACGUUUUUACUAGGAGAUUUAAAGAAAAGAAAGGUCUACAAUAUUUUUAGGUUGUUUCUUGUUUUUUGUUUUUUUUUUUCUGGUCACCCCACAAACCGACCACAUGGCAUGAUCCGCCAAGAUGGAGAAUGCCCAUGGUCUCCUCUCUUUCGGGAGAUGAGCAGGGAGAUGCGGGGAGGGGAGGCUUUUUGUUUUUUUUUAAACACCCCUCCUUUCUAACAGAAUGUUACCAUCACCACCCCCUGAUUCAGUGGGCUGUGUUUGUCCCAGCUUCUGUUGUAGAAAAUAACCUUGUAAGGGGAAAUCAGCCUAGUGUCAGUGUCUUGGUUUGGGGGGGGGGGCGGGGAUUAAAUGUUGCAGAUUUUGUUAUGGCAUGUUGGUUCUUGCUUGUUUUACUGAGUUGAAUCCCGGGUCACAGAUGGCAUCAGAAGGGAGCCAGACGUAGGAGAUGACACUCUGGGGGUGGGAGAGACGUCGGUGGCUGGGGUUCUUGGUUGUCCUGGCUGCAAUCAUUACAAUUAUUAUCACUGUUACUACUACACAUUCGUUGGGAGGAAACUUAGGCCCAGGAAGGGCAGUUUCUUGCCAACCUCACACUUACAAGGUGGCAGCUCUGACCUCAGAGCCCAAGUUCAAACCUCCCCAGGGUCAGGUGGCCUCUAACAAGCACGCCUGAGGACCAAUGACUGCUUGUGCCUCAGCUUUCGCAGCUGCAAAUGGGGUUGUGGAUCAAAUUAGGAGGUGGGUAUACAGGAGGGCUCUUGACCCACCCGAGAGACGCUAAGAGUUUUCCCAGCCUCCCUAAAGCCACAGGCCAGCAUUGUCUCCAGGCUUGGACCACCUCACUCCCUGCCCUUGCCUCAAGUUCCUGAAGAGCUGGCAUGGCCACCAAGCUCUGGGAAAGGCAAGUCACCCUGGGCCUUUCAUGAGCUCAGAAAUGGCAGGAAUCCUCAGGGCUCUGGACAAGCUGGAAGGGACCAGACUACCAGGCCUUGUCCCAGCCCAAGCACUGCAUUAUCUUCACCCAUUCUCAGCGCUGAUGCCUGCUUAUGACCCAGAAAACCCUGGAGACUGAUUCUCAGCCCCUUCCUCGGUUCUGUGCACACCUGGGGAGGGAUGAGUUGGCUCCUGGCUGAGCCCCAAUUCUCCUGAGACAGAGAGGGAAGGAAUAGGCUGUAAGGUCCAAAAAAGUUUGCUUCUUUGAAACACAGUAAUGCUCAGUGGUGGCUCAGACAGUAAGAAUCUGUUCAAUCCCUGGGUCAGGAAGAUCCUCUGGAGAAGCGAAUGGCUAGCCACUCCAGUAUUCUUGCCUGGAGAAUUCCAUUGACAGAGGAGCCUGGUGAGCUACAGUCCAGUUCAGUUUAGUUCAGUUGCUCAGCUGUGUCCGACUCUGCGACCCCGUGGACUGCAGCACGCCAGGCCUCCCUGUCCAUCGCCAACUCCCGGAGUUUACUCAAACUCAUGUCCAUUGAGUUGGUGAUGCCAUCCAACCGUCUCAUCCUCUGUCAUCCCCUCUCCUCCUGCCUUCAAUCAUUCCCAGCAUCAGGGUCUUCUCAAAUGAGUCAGCUCUUCACAUCAGGUGGCCAAUGUAUUGGAGUUUCAGCAUCAGUCCUUCCACUGAAUAUUCAGGACUGAAUUCCUUUAGGAUGGACUGAUUGGAUCUCCUUGCAGUCCAAGGGACUCUCAAGAGUCUUCUCCAACACCACAGUUCAAAAGCAUCAAUUCUUCGGUGCUCAGCUUUCUUUAUAGUCCAACUCUCACAUCCAUACAUGAUUAAUGGAAAAACCAUAGCUUUGACUAGACAGACCUUUGUUGGCAAAAUGUCUCUGCUUUUUAAUAUGCUGUCUAGGUUGGUCAUAAUUUCCUUCCAAGGAGUAAGCGUCUUUUAAUUUCAUGGCUGCAUUGACCAUCUGCAGUGAUUUUGGAGCCCAAAAAAAUAAAGUCUGUCACUGUU